Amborella trichopoda is the source of this 1377-nucleotide messenger RNA. Its product is annotated as GDSL esterase/lipase At5g45910. Gene Ontology annotation, molecular function: hydrolase activity, acting on ester bonds. Lineage: Eukaryota; Viridiplantae; Streptophyta; Magnoliopsida; Amborellales; Amborellaceae. The record is from RefSeq and is a predicted model, not a curated record.
UUAUAUUCAAACACCCAAACAGCCCACCCCAUCUAUUCUGAGAUGGUUUUCCCUUCUUUUCUGACCUUCUUUCUCUUACUUUUCUCUCUCCAUGGCCUUGCCUUUGCUUCGAAAACAGGGCGCUACAGCUCUUUGUUCAGCUUUGGCGAUUCGAUUUCCGAUACCGGCAACCUUCUCCUCUCGGGGGACAAUCCGUUUAUAGGGAUAGCAAACCCUCCCUAUGGCCAAACAUUCUUCAAAAAACCGACCGGUCGAUGCUCUGAUGGCCGUUUAAUCGUAGACUUCUUUGCUGAGGCCUUGGGGCUCCCUUUCCUGCCUCCUUAUCUUUCAAAGUCGAAAAGUAAGAAGGAUUUUCGGAAGGGUAUGAACUUCGCAGUCGCCGGAGCCACGGCUCUCAGUUACUCGUAUUUUGAAAGCAGAGGUAUGGGGUUGCUGUGGACAAACAAAUCUCUUAGUGUCCAACUAGAAUGGUUCCAACAGUUCCUGCCUUCAUUGUGCCAUCCAGGCACUGGUGAAGACUGUAAAAGGUAUCUCAAGAAUUCAUUGUUUCUAGUUGGGGAGAUUGGGGGGAAUGACUUCAAUUAUCCCUUACUACAGGCCAGGAGUUUACAUGAAGCUAGAACUUAUGUACCUGAUGUUAUUAAGGCCAUCACUGAAGCUGUUUCGGUGUUGAUCCGUCUGGGUGCGAAAACUCUUGUCGUGCCGGGUAACUUCCCGACUGGGUGCUCCACUCUUUAUCUCACAGUUUUUCAGACAAACAACAAGGAUGAAUAUGAACCAAGCACUGGAUGUCUAAUCCGUUUCAAUGAAUUUGCAAGCUACUACAACUCAAAGCUCCAAGAUGGAAUCCAAGCAUUAAGAAAGAGGUUUCCCAAGGCCACAAUCAUCUAUGCUGAUAACUACAACAUGUCUAUGCGCUUUGUUGAAACCCCAACACUCUUUGGAUUUCCAAAGGAGAGAGUUCUUUUUGCAUGCUGUGGAGGUGGAGGGCCUUACAACUUCGACAUAACAAAGACGUGUGGAAGUCCCCGGGUCAAAGCUUGCACAUAUCCGGCCCAAUAUGCCGAUUGGGAUGGCCUACAUCUCACAGAAGCCGCUUAUGAGUUCAUUGCCAAGGCCAUGUUGAAUGGAGAAUUCAUGCAUCCUCCCAUCAAACUUGGUGUUGCUGCUUAAUGACUAUCGAUUCAAGUGUCAAUUGUUAGUUGCUAAGUUUCUAAUAAUUUUCCAAGUGUGAUCAAUUACAAGUCUAGUGGAUGUGGUGGGGGUUUAGUUAUUUUCAAUUUCUUAGUUAUUUCUCCCUUUUUUUUACAAAGUUCUAUAAUGUAUUGAAUAUCUUAAUUGGUAUAUAUGGGCUCCGGGCCCGUCAUAACAUGAUCA